GAAAAAACCCAAUUCGUAAUUGUCAUUUCCUUCCGUUUCAUUAUCAUUACUCCAAACUUCCUUUUCUACAGCUCUGAAAUGGCUUCUCAAAUCUCCUUUUUCCCGUUGAAUACUGGAGCUAAGAUCCCCUCCGUCGGACUCGGAACUUGGCAAGCACCUGAAGGUCUCGUCGGUAACGCCGUUGCCGCCGCCGUCAAGAUUGGGUAUCGCCAUAUUGAUUGUGCUCAAAUCUAUGGCAACGAGAAGGAGAUUGGUUCAGUUCUCAAAAAGCUUUUUGAAGAUGGUGUAGUUAAGCGUGAGGAUUUGUGGAUCACUUCUAAACUCUGGUGUACUGAUCAUGCUCCGGAAGACGUUCCUACAGCACUUGACAGAACCUUGAAAGAUUUGCAGCUUGAUUAUGUUGAUCUAUACCUUAUCCAUUGGCCAAUACGGUUGAAACAUGGAUCUACUGGCUUUGCUCCUGAAAACUUUGUUGUGCCAGACAUACCGAGUACAUGGAGAGCCAUGGAAGCACUCUUUGAUUCUGGAAAAGCCCGAGCUAUUGGUGUAAGCAAUUUCUCCACCAAGAAACUUGGAGAUUUGCUGGAGGUCGCUCGUGUUCCUCCGGCUGUCAAUCAGGUUGAGUGUCACCCAGGAUGGCAGCAGAACAAAUUACGUGAAUUUUGCAAAUCAAAAGGAGUUCAUCUAACUGGAUACUCUCCAUUGGGUUCACGUGGGACAACUUGGUUGAAGGGUGGUGAUGUUCUUCAAAAUCCAAUUAUUAAAGAGAUCGCCGAUAAUCUUGGUAAGACACCUGCACAAGUUGCCCUUCGCUGGGGACUACAAAAGGGUCAUAGCGUGCUUCCAAAAAGUACUACCGAGUCAAGGAUCAAAGAGAACUUCGAAAUUUUCGAUUGGUCCAUACCCGAAGAUUUGUUUGCUAAGUUUUCUGAGUUCGAUCAAGCAAGGAUCCUUAGAGGAACCAUGUUUACGAAUGAGAAUUGCGUGUACCGGACUGUUGAGGAAUUGUGGGAUGGAGAGAUCUAAAGUUGUCAGCUAUCAGUUGGAAGGUCGAAAGAGAGCCUGUUUGUCUAUGUUUCGUUGUAACGGUUGUAUGAAAAUAAUUCAAGUUUGAUUAAUAAUCAUUGUUGGAACUCUGAAGCUGUAGGUUUCAUUUCAAAUCUAGAUCAGUUUUCUUCUAUGUUAA
Messenger RNA from Benincasa hispida (wax gourd), 1186 nucleotides. RefSeq names its product NADPH-dependent aldo-keto reductase, chloroplastic-like. The record is from RefSeq and is a predicted model, not a curated record. Lineage: Eukaryota; Viridiplantae; Streptophyta; Magnoliopsida; Cucurbitales; Cucurbitaceae. Gene Ontology annotation, molecular function: oxidoreductase activity.